Messenger RNA from Pocillopora damicornis (cauliflower coral), 5802 nucleotides. Its product is annotated as muscleblind-like protein 3. Gene Ontology annotation, molecular function: RNA binding; metal ion binding. Gene Ontology annotation, biological process: regulation of RNA splicing. Gene Ontology annotation, cellular component: nucleoplasm; cytoplasm. NCBI's taxonomy places the organism in Eukaryota, Metazoa, Cnidaria, Anthozoa, Scleractinia, Pocilloporidae. The record is from RefSeq and is a predicted model, not a curated record.
UCCCUGUUGGUACAGUAUGUGUCAUGGUCGCGUGCAGAAACAACGUUUGACCUAUGCUUUGAAGAAAAGUGGGAUUUUUUUAAAUUCAAACGCGUCAAAAAGUCACCGUAGAGCAUAAAAUGAAUGAAGCGUUCCUCAACAGAUCGAUCCAACCUCCUACACAUCUUCCCAGGUAUUUGUUUACUGACCAGGACACACCAGAAGGACUCAUUCCAAAAAUGAUAGUCCCAGUCAUGGGCAAAGAUCCUCGGUGGUUACUCGUCGAAGUUUGCAGGGAAUUUCAGCGUGGAAAGUGUUCAAGAACAGAGGACGAAUGUAGAUUCGCCCAUCCACCCGCUCAUGUGCUUAUACAGAAUGGAAAAGUCACGGCGUGUUUCGACUCUCUGAAGGCUCGUUGCCACAGGGAAAAGUGUAAGUAUUUACAUCCCCCAAAGCAUAUAAAAGCUCAAAUGGAGAACAAUGGCCGCCUUCUACAACAGCAGCAGCAGCAACAACAGCAGAUAGCUAUUCAGCAGCAAGCCUUUGCACCACUUGCUCAACAGAUGCUGACAAAUCCCUCAUUUAUAUCUGCAUGGCCAUUAAGUGUUCCUGCUUCAAAUGGAACAUAUCUUCAACAUCCUGUUGCUUUUCUGCCUGAUGCAUCAGCCUUGGCUCAGAGUCCUUCCAGACGACUAGACAAGUCUGACAAAUUGGAGGUGUGUCGAGAAUAUCAGAGAGGGUCAUGUUCAAGAGAAGAAUGCAGAUAUGCACAUCCUCCUCCGCAUGUGUCUAUUGAUAGUACAGAUGGUAUGAUUACAGUUUGUAUGGACUUCAUGAAGGGAAGAUGUCAAAGGGAAAUGUGCCGAUACUUUCACCCACCAGCACAUCUUCAGGGAAGAGUCAGAGCUGCACAGCAGCAGUCAAUACCGCUGGAGGGUAGCCGCAAGAGGCCCCAUGAUACAUUGACUGAACUGACUUUUGGAGAACCAUUCAAGAAACAAACUGCUCUUGAAGUGCCUCUGGUCAUGCCAGGAGCGGCGGCUGCUAUUCCAUCCUUUAAUCAACCUGUAGGACUGCAAUUUGCAUCUCUUAUACCAACAAUGCCGUUACUUACACAAGGAAUUCCCUUGGUUCAACCACAAGUACCUCAGCACUCCAAUGGGUUGCCAGUUUGUCGGGACUAUAACUCUGGCCAGUGUCACAGAGAAGCCUGCCGCUAUGCCCACGUUAAAGACAAAAAUGUAGAAGUUGUGGAUGGCAAGGUGACUGUGUGCCGUGAUGCAGUGAAAGGAAAAUGUUCAAGACCCAACUGCAAAUAUUACCACCCAGAGGUUGGUUCCUCAGGCACUGCCUCAUCAACAAAGUCAUUGAGAUAGGGCCAGCUUGAUAAGUACCUCCAGUCCAAGGAUGUUAGGAUGGAGGUGAAAGUUGGAUGAGAGCUAUUUUAUUUUUGGUAACAGAAGAAUGUCUCUAUGGUUAUUACCAAAAAUUCUGAAAUUCAGGGAGGGGGGUCUCCCCAUAAGUAAACUUUUGAUUCACUUUUACGCGCCAUUGCUAAGCAUGCAUUGCACAAAAUUUCAUGUCUUAGAUUCCAGGUUUGCAUAGAAUGCUGUGCCUGUAAAAAUGCAAGAGUAACGACUUAAGUGCUUAACAAAACAUGAUAAUGCUGAAAGCAUACACUAUAAGGCCAAAAAUAGUAGAGGGAGGGGAAAAAUUGCAUAAUGUAAUGGUUGCUAGAGCUAGCAGUGUUUGGCACUUUGGGUGUUAGAGAUGUUUGUCUCUUGCAAAGCAGUCAGAGUGACCUUGCAGUGUGAGCAUGCAGCCUUCAAGCUACUGCAAAGAGCAAUCAUGGUAAAAUGAGACUGAAUGGUUUCAUGCCUUAUGAAAGAAGGAAAAAAACUUCUGUUUUCUGGGAAACCUGAGUAGUAGGGGUUACCUGUGCAGGUGGGUGAACAGCACGGUUAGGUUACUGUGGUGGAGCUGGGAACCUUAGCAGGUUACCUUAGCAGCCAGAGCCACCUGUGCCACUGGGAUCCCAAUAAUGGAAAGAUAUCAAUGUAAUAGUCCAUUUUACAGUUGUGUACUUGGUUGCCAAGCCUUGCAACAGGAGUGUGGCUGAGGGUGACCUUGUUAUGAUACAAACGUUACUGCUUUUCAAAUCUAAAUUACCUUGUUAUCAGGCAAACUAGACACUGGUCUCUAUCACAGCAAGGUAAACUUCAGCCUCACUCCAAAUCAAAGGCUUGGUAACUAAGAACACAACUGUAAAACGACCUACUGUGAAUUACUUGACUGUGCAGUUUGUUGUUAACUAAUGGGCAAAUAGGCCAAAUAAUGGCUACGUUUAUGAUCAGCAACUUGUCACUUUGAAUAUGACAUUGAAACUUGAAGAGAAUUAGUUUUGCUUUAAAGCUUACAACAAAACUGGCAAUAUGGUUGAGGAUGACAGGUUGUUAGUAACUUUGUUCCUUGCCCAAAUGCUCAUGAUAAUGCACUAUAAGCUAGUAAAUGCAAUCACCUCUGUGAUUAUAUGUGUUUUUGCUUGCAUGCAGAUAUUUCCUAUUUCCUUCUCUGAUUGAAUUUGUAAAGGAAAUAGGAAAUAUUUGGGUGUUGGCCAUUAAUGUGUGCUUGGUAUUCAUUUUUGCAUUUACUCUUCAAGAAAGACCUUCAGAACUCAAGAAAACUGGCAAUUCCCACAAUUUCACACUGUAUCAUAAAAAGCUCAUUCUGUGAGUAUGAAGAUCUAGCAAAGUCAUAAAAUUCACAAGCCCAACUUUUGUAAUCAUUUUCAUGAUCAGAAGGCAUAGAAAUUUAUCAUUCUUACAUUUACCAACACUGAUAUUUUUCUGACCUUGAUUUUUUAUUCCAUCAGUGCAAACUUAACGAUGACAGUUAGCAUUUUUAUUCAUGCUAUUUGCAUGCAAUGCAAAUUGCACAAAUUAGAUCGAAUCGCACUUUCGUGUAUUUUUUUUUGAAAUGAUAAAAUUUUCAUUGUAGAAUUAUCAUUGUUUUAUGAUCAUACACAAUUGUAUUUAAGUGCCAUAAUGGACAAAAAACGCUCCAAUGAAAGAAUAUAGAAUGAAAGAAACUAUCAGACAAGUUUAAAGAGUACUUUUUUACUAUGGAAAGAGGAACAGAAACUGGUUUUCUGAUUUUUUUAAAAAACAAAUGUUAUCUUCUGAAUGGAAAGGUCUAUAAAUACAAACAAAAGAGAGUUUUCCAGGAAGCUGCUUUAGAACUGAAAAGUUGGUAUCAAUAUAUCAUGAUUCCACUCACGGCUAUUUGAUAAAAAGUUGUCCUUGAAAGAACUUGACAUUAUUACAGAACUGAUUGCACUGGACAAGGUUAGAUUAAAAUUACAUUAUAGAGAGUUCUUUUGUAAAAUAAUCUAAGUAGUUUUAAGUUAUCUUUCACCAAGUGAAAUUGGAAAGUUUAUUCACAUGUGUGUCAACCCUGAAAAUUCUCUAAAUUCAACUUGGAGAAUAAUUCCUUUUGGCACAAUUUAAGCCAAACAAGGUAUACUUUUCGCUCCGUUUUGAGCCUUGGAUUCAUCUUUACCAAACUAGAACCAGGAAGCAAUGUUUUCUGUGAAUGUGAUCAACUCUUUUCAACACCAGGAUGUACAAUCAUUACAUUAUUUUCAGUAAGACUCCUUGUUCAUUGUUCAUAUUCCUGGUAAAGUUUGUACCAUAGAAGUGACUUCAGCCCAGCUGUUUUUUUUUUUCUGUUGUUUAUUUCUGUCUUCUGCAUAAUGAUUACUUGUAAGCAUGCAUGAAAGCCACUAAGUGAGAAAUAAGCAUCUUCAGCUUAAUCCAUCAACCCCAAAAGUCUGGCAAAUAUUUCAUCCUUCUUGCUGCCACACAUUUUGUUGUAAAUUUUUAUGACAACUUGGUUCUAUAUAUUAGUAAACAGUAGCACCCUUGAGCUGAUAAGUUUGUCAAUUCUCACAACCUGCCAGCUGGAUAUUGUCCAAAGAUGGUGUUUGGAGAAGUUUCAUGUUAAAUGCUUCUUCAGUUGUAUGAAUGUUACUCAGUGACACAAAUCUGAUCAACAAAUUGCUUCUCCUGGCAGAAUCAAACAGAGAGAUAAUGGAAAUUUAGACUUAAAUCAACCAAAGGAUAUUUGCUUGACAUCAGAACUUAAUAACAAAGUUCAGAAAUGUAUGAUAUUUAAGAGGGAAAAUUUGACCAGCAUUCAGAUCAAUUAUAGUGAAAAGGUUCAUGUUUGAACUCCCAGGAGUGAUCUACAUGUAUCUUCUCCCCAUGAUGUCCAUAUCUCAUCUCAGUGAUGAGAAUACUAACAUAUUCAAACUUCUCGGGUAGAAGUUGUUAUUUUGAUCUAAAACCAAAUUCUUUCAACUAUUUACAAGGAAAUGUGUAGCAGCAAGAGGGGAGAAUUCAGAUCUUGGGAGUUGAAGGGUUCAGUGGCAGAUCCUUUUGAAUUUGAAAGGGUGAUAUAAUUGCAAAUAUUAUCCUAAAGGCUAGGAAAACAUUUAAGAAGAGGGGAAGGUGAAGAGAAUUUAUUUUUGUAUUCAUGUGCUAAUAUAGAGUAUAGCAGCAAAGCUUCUAAGCAUGCAGUGUCCGAUAUUGCUGGCAAUAGUUUAAUGCUUUAAUUAAUCCUUUUUAAUGUUAAAUAUUAUUAAACUAUUACUGUAUCAUCAUAAUCAUUAUUGUAAAGUGUAUUCAUGAUAUAAAGAGUCCCAAAGGUGUAAAGUACAGUGCAUGCCAAAAAUUUAAGAAGAUUAAAGUAACAUAUUAAUAUUUUAUGAUAUUUAUUUAAAGUUCAAAUUUUGUUCCACAAUUUGAUAAUUUUAUUGGUGUAGAGUUGGUAAGGAAAUAUGAUUUGGGCACUAUGAAUAUAUCGAGUAAGGUUAACGUGGUCCCACUUUAAAGGUUAAAAGAAAAAAAAUUUAAGAUUAGAAGAUGUUAAAAUAUUUUAGAGAGUUUUAGAAAAGAUGAUUUCCUUAUUAUAAUCUCAUGGUUGAGGAGCAACUGGCUUGCAGGGAAUAUGGCACACCUCAAACUCUCUUCUUUUUCAGGGGCUGGCUAUCUCAUUUUCCAAUUGUUGUAAUCUCUGUAGAUUCCCUCUGCUAUCAGAAACCUCAAUUUCCAUUUGUUAUUUGUCAGCCUUCAUAGAAUCUCCUGUCCCUUAUGUGCAAUCAAUGUUAAUAUAAAAAGUGCAAGGAUAUUGCCUUUUUUUCUUUGAAAAGUUGUCCCACCAAUUUGUCUUCUUUGCAAGUGUUGUUUAAAUCAACCUGGGAAGAUCAGUAAUGGUAUAUUAAAAGAUUAAGCAUUAUUGGGUCUUACUUGAUAAUUAUCAGAUCAAGAGCAGGUUGUUUGGCUGUGCAAUAACAGUCUAUUUACAAGGGGUGCAAAUGGUAACUUCUGAGGCUUGUGAGAUGAUGUGACCCCUGUUUUAAACAUGUGAAACACAGACAAGACAAUUUUGGCUGAAAAACUUCUUACUUUUAUUGAGUAAAAAGUUCAAGAGACCUACAUUUUUUUUAAGGUACCAUUUGCUACCCCUUGUGAAUUUGCUGGUUUAUACCUAAGAGAACCUGCUUAUGAGCAAAGGAUUGGGGUGCUCUUUAAUCUCAGCCCUUCAAGAUAGAAAAUUCUAUUAAAGUGAAUGAUUACUGUUGAGCUUUAGUCACAAGUUUGUAAAAUUAUGGUUAAUUAUUGUUUCUUUUAAAAGGCAGCACCGGAUUUUACAGGCUUCAUUUCAUCCUUAUUUAUAUUUUAAGGUAAUUAUACAUGCCCUGGAGGCUGUAUACCACUCAUGUUGUGUUUCUUGGGACAAAUAAAAUCUUUUUCAUCAUCUUGA